GGCCCGGUCCCGGUCCCGGUCCCGGUCCCGGAGCAGCGGAGCGGGGGCAGCGGAGCGGCGGCGGCCGCGGCCGAGCGAGCGGCCGGGGGGGCUGCGCCGUGGGACCGGGCCCGGACGACCUCUGCGUGCGCCCCGGCAGCGCCGCGGGACGGGCACGGACGCACGCCCGGGGCUUCGGUCGCCGUGGGGCCGUGAUUAGCAGCUCCCGCCCGGACAAUUAAAAUGCAGCGCUGGGGCAUGGCCGUCAAUGUGUACUCGACGUCGGUGACCAGCGAGAACCUGAGCCGCCAUGACAUGCUGGCCUGGGUCAACGACUCCCUGCAGCUCAACUACACCAAGAUCGAGCAGCUCUGCUCAGGGGCUGCGUACUGCCAGUUCAUGGACAUGCUGUUCCCCGGCUGCGUGCACCUGCGCAAGGUGAAGUUCCAGGCCAAGCUGGAGCACGAGUACAUCCACAACUUCAAGGUGCUGCAGGCCGCCUUCAAGAAGAUGGGAGUGGACAAAAUCAUUGCUGUGGAGCGGCUGGUGAAGGGCAAGUUCCAGGACAAUUUUGAGUUCAUCCAGUGGUUCAAGAAAUUCUUUGACGCCAACUACGACGGGAAGGAGUACAACCCGCUGCUGGCGCGGCAGGGCCAGGACGUCGCGCCCCCCCCUAACCCAGGUGAUCACAUCUACAACAAACCCAAGAAACCCAUUGGCACUGCAGUCCCCCAGAGGACCUCCCCCACGGGCCCCAAGAACACCCCGAACCCAGCCCGCCUCGGCAACGUGCCCAGCGGCAUCCUACGGAAAAACUCGCCCGCCGCCCGCAACGGCGGCACCGAGGCCGACGCGCAGAUCCUGGAGCUCAACCAGCAGCUCAUGGACCUGAAGCUGACAGUGGAUGGGCUGGAGAAGGAGCGGGAUUUCUACUUCAGCAAACUGCGGGACAUUGAGCUCAUCUGCCAGGAGCACGAGAACGAGAACAGCCCCAUCAUCACCGGCAUCGUCAGCGUCCUCUAUGCCACGGAGGAGGGCUUCGCCCCACCAGAGGACGACGAGCUGGAGGAGCAGCCGCCAGAGGACCAGGACGAGUACUAGCCCCGGCCCGCGCCGCGCCCCCGCGCCGCCCCCACCAUAGACAUGGAGGCCCGAGCCCGCGCCUCGCCCCCACCGUCACACGCCAUCGCCGCCUCGGCAGCCCGCGGGAGCCUCCACCUCAUAACCGGCGACAUCCCUCGGGCGGGGAGCGGCCGCGCCGGGGCUGGGGCUGGGGCUGGGGCUGGGGACGGGCUCUGGCCCCGCGCUGGGGCCUGCCCCGCGCCACCCCCUCCCCGUAUUUAUUUCUGUUGUCCCCCCGGUGUGAGCGAGUGCCACAUCCGCCCUGGUGUCCUGCCUGCCCAUGGUGAGAGUGAGAAGGAACACCGAGUGCUCGGGGGCUGGCCUGGGGGGCCGUGUCCCUUGCUGGGACCCUCGAGGCCCCAGGACCCCCACGGUGGAGUGAGUGAGUGCCGGCCUGGCAGCCUGUUGGAGCGGGACGCCACGGAACAGAGGAGAGAGAUGUUGGUUCAGAUUCCUGGGAAGAUGAAAAGGAAGCCCCAGCCCAGUGCGGCCAUGGCAGCGGGGGGCACCUGCAGCCACGGGGGUCCCGGAGAGGGAGCCUGUCCUCACUACAGCAUGGAAUGGCAGGGGGCCUCUCCUCUCGCCCGUGGCCCCAGGAGCCGGGCUGGGGUGGGUCACCCUCGGCGAGGGCUCGCAGCGCCCGCCCGCCCUGGCUGCCAUGUCCCUGUCGCAUCGCUUGUCUGGUCCAUCACUCCGGUCGCAACGCUGCAUCUGUGUUCGGUUUUAUUUAAAUAAACUCGUGUGGUAACACUG
Molecule: messenger RNA, 1854 nt
Organism: Oenanthe melanoleuca
Lineage: Eukaryota; Metazoa; Chordata; Aves; Passeriformes; Muscicapidae
Gene: MAPRE3
Product: microtubule associated protein RP/EB family member 3
Exons: 8
Coding region: 223-1080 (285 amino acids)
Biological process (GO): spindle assembly; regulation of microtubule polymerization or depolymerization; protein localization to microtubule plus-end
Cellular component (GO): microtubule organizing center; spindle midzone; microtubule plus-end
Molecular function (GO): microtubule plus-end binding
Source: RefSeq, a predicted model, not a curated record